Messenger RNA from Armigeres subalbatus, 3799 nucleotides. RefSeq names its product probable cytochrome P450 28d1. The record is from RefSeq and is a predicted model, not a curated record. Gene Ontology annotation, molecular function: iron ion binding; heme binding; oxidoreductase activity, acting on paired donors, with incorporation or reduction of molecular oxygen. Bases 54 to 1553 code for a protein of 499 amino acids. Lineage: Eukaryota; Metazoa; Arthropoda; Insecta; Diptera; Culicidae. The transcript is spliced from 3 exons.
CUGGUCAGUGAUGCUUCGGUCGUUGAUCGACGCGCAUAGGAAUAUCAGCAGCCAUGCUCGUAUCAGUGGUAUUACUUUUGGCGGUGAUCGUUGUCCUGUACCAUUAUCUAACGUGGCAUUUUGAUUACUGGAAGAGCCGCGAUGUUCCGGGACCGAACCCUUGGCCGCUGGUGGGCAACUUCCCGGCGUUUUACAGAAGAAAUCGACCAGUGAUGGAGGAGAAGUACCAGAUAUACAAAGACUACAGCUCAAAGUUCAACUUUGUAGGAAUAUUCACCAAUCGUGCGCCACAGAUCUUCAUCACUUCGCCAGCGUUGGCGAAGGAUAUUUUGGUAAAAUACUUCAAACAUUUUCAUGACAACGAGAUUGGCAUGAUUACCAACAAGGAGCUGGAUCCUUUGUUUGGAAGAAAUCCCUUCGUGAUGAAUGGAGCUGCAUGGAAAGCGAAGCGAACGGAAAUCACUCCGGCGUUUACUUCUGCAAGGAUCAAAGCUCUCUACGCAUCCGUGGAAACAGUUUGCACGCAGAUGACCAAAUACGUCAAAGAACGUGCAGGAUCUCCAAUUGAGAUGAAGGAACUUGGCGAUAAAUUUACGACGGAUGUUGUGGCCAAGUGCAUCUUCGGUGCUGAUGCCCAGUCAUUCAUUCACGAAGACGCCGAAAUCAGAGAUAUGGGUAGUAAACUGAUGGACUCAUCCCUCUCGUUCGCAUUGAAGAUGGCCGUAAUGACUGUUCUCCCGAGCGUUGCCAAAUUAGUUAAAAUGAGUCUAGUGUCUAAGCCUCGUGAGGAGUUUUUCAUCAACCUAAUGGGCGAAGCGAUUUGUCACCGGGAAGAAAGUAACGAAAAGCACUUAGAUUUCCUGGAUUUUCUAGCAACACUGAAAAAAGAUAAAAACAUUACCAAGCUGGACAUGGCCGCCCACGGCGUUACAUUUUUCCUAGACGGAAACGAGACUUCGAGUACAACUCUUUCACUGAACUUGUACGAACUGGCGAAGCAACCGGAAAUUCAAAAGAAGCUACGAAAAGAACUACUCGAGGCCACGAACGACGAUGGAACUAUCUCCUACGAAACUCUUUCACAGCUACCAUUCCUAGAGCAGGUGUUCUGCGAGGGACUACGCCUAUGGCCGUCUGUGACCUUCAUGUCCAAGGUUUGUACCAAUCCCAUCGAGCUGGAACUGACCGCCACCCGAAAAGUACCCAUCGAGAGAGGAACCUGUGCCAUCAUUAGCAUCUGGUCGCUUCAUCGUGAUCCGCACUACUAUGACGAUCCUCUCACGUUCAAGCCGGACCGUUUUGCACCGGAGAAGGGUGGGAUUUUUCCAUACCGGGAGAAGGGAUGCUACAUGCCCUUCGGGGACGGUCCCCGUCAAUGUCUGGGGAUGCGUUUCGGGCGGAUGCAGGUCAAGCGCGGUAUUUACGAGGUGAUUCGCAAUUUUGAAGUCUCGAUUGCCGAUCGCACCAGCGAUCCGUUGAAAAUUGUUUCAUCUCCAGCCAUUUCGCUCGGCUUGAGUGGUAUUUGGUUGGAUUUUAAGCCAAUUGCAUCGUAGCUUAGGAAAACUGAUAAUUAUUAUUAUAUUAUAUUAUUUUUUAUUAUUUGUUCAAAUAGAAGAUUCCGUCAGGGGCCGUACACUAAUUACGUAAGCAUUUUUUUUUAUUUUUCAACCCCCCUUCAACCAUGAAAGAUUUUUCCCAUACAAAUCAUUUUUUAUUUCUAGACCAACAUUUGAAAAGGGCGUAACAGUCAAAAUUGAUUCCUUCUGAUCCUUCGUCUUCAUAUAUAGCUAUAUAUGUGGGCGAAGAAUCAGAAGGAAUAAAUUUUGGCUGUUACGCUCUUUUCAAAUGUUGGUCUAGAUUUAUAUGGAACGUAAGAAAAUGGCGGACCCCCCUCCUCCCCCAUAAGUGCUUACGUAAUUAGUGUACGACCCCUUAGAUUUUUUUCUGGAAUAUAAUUGUUUCAGAAAAGAUUAUCCAUAUAAUGUGAGUACAAGAACGAUAGAAUAGAUGUAUGCACUAUGAUAUUUUGUUUCUAUUUUGCAAAUACCUACAGUGGGUCCAAAAAGUAUUCGUCUAGCUGCAUAUUUUUUAGUAAGAUGUAAAACUUAGGCGUGAUAGAAGUGAAACCAAAAAACUUUCUUCUAAAUUUGGUAGAAAACUUAUCAACACAUGAUUAUUAUUCAAAAACAAAUAGAAAAUUCAAUUACUUUUUCUGGUAUGUAGAGAAUAUCUAAAUUUCGUCAAUUUCGCUUGCUCAAAAAGUAUUCGUCUAUUCAGAAAAUAAUCGAGCGAAACACGAAUAUAAUAGUUUUAUUCGCAUGUAAUUACACUAGCACACUCUAGUGAUGUCUAGCAACAUUUUGUCAAUACUCAAUGACAGAUUAAAUAAUGUUUUUGUUUGUUUGUUUGAACUUGGCGCGGAAAACAGAUGCACCAUGGGUGGGAAAAGUAAAAAGAUGAGUCCCAAUGAAAAAAACUUAUUCUACGCCUGCAUAAUUAGUGCAAGUUGACUUAUGACUUUGUAUGAAAUGUGGGUAGACCAAGGGUAGCAAGAAUUCAACCAUUUUAUUGGGGAUUGGUCGCAUCAGCGCCAAAAAAAUCUAUCAAAACAAAUAACAGAGUGCUCAUCAGCGAUGGUAAACUGAUAACGAUGAGCGAUUUAUUGUGCGGAAAAUAAAAAAAUCCUUAAAAACGAGUUCACCCAUAGAGGCAAGUGAGUUGGAGAGAAGAAGUGCCCAAAUAUGAACCAAUACGAACAGAAAUACUUGUGAAAAGUAUGGGUAUAAUGGGCGAGUAACACAGAAGAAAAUUCAAGUGAGCCAUCAAAUUAUCAAAAACAGCUUGAUUUCAGCUAAAAAUAUCGCUGGAAGAAGGAUGACUUUCGGAAUCAAGUCAUGUUAUCUGACGAAAUCAAGUACAUCAUAUUUGGAUUAAAUAGCCGAUGUAUGGUAUGGCGGAAAAGGAAUAUUGAGAUACAGCCGCAGAAUCUCUUUUGAGCAGUAAAGCAUGGUGGGGGCUCCGUCAUGGUCUCUGAGGUGCUUGAGCGAAACCGGUGUGGGAAAAUUUUACAUUAUUGAAGGAAUUAUGUAUCACAAAAUGUUCAUCCGCAUUUUGAAAGAAAAUUUGAACUCUAUUGCUGAGAAAUUAGGCUUACAGGGAACAUACAUCUUACGGGGCGAUAAUUACCUUGAGUACAUAGCCCAAAGUACUAAGCUGUAACUACUCUAUAAUACCCCAAUCAACUCAAAACGCCUCUUCAGAGCCAAGAUAUGAAUCCAAUUUAACUCCAUUUGAAGGUUCUGGACGACAAACUUUUCGUGAAAUUCGUGAAAGUCAUAUUUCCAACAACAAUGAAUUGAAAUUAGUGUUGAAAGAAGAAUGGAAGAAUAUUCCGUCCCCCGUUACGGCUAAUUUGGUCAGUUCCAUGCCACAAGAACUACAGCCCGUCAUAGAUACACAGGGGAAUCCAACGAAAUAUUGAAUUCCAUUCUACAACUCCUGUUUUCGUUUCAAAAGCGCGCUAAACCUGAGUAGACGAAUACUUUUUGAGCCCGUAUUUAAUGAAUUGUUAUGUUUUGUUACCUUUGUUUUUGUUAUUGUUUUAUUUUUCUGAUUGAUUUUUAACAAUAAAGAUGAAUUGAUUAUUUUGCUACACAAUGUAAUCGAUAGUUUUAUUUUUUUGAGCUUACUAGAUUCUAUUUUUGACAUUUUCUAGAAAAUGCACAGCUAGACGAAUACUUUUUGGACUCACUGUAUGUUGUAGUUGUUAGAAUAUAUACUUAUUACUUAUUACAUACUU